ACUUAAAACAUAAGAAAUAAGCAGAUGAAGGUUGAAAUUCCCAAUGGCUCUACAGUUACAUCAUUACUACUACCUUUACCUUUCAAGGGGGUUGCAUGUCAUUGCCAAACGUCCCCAACUUGUUCUGCCUGUAACUAGGAUCGCAAAUAGUUAUGUGUCUACCUCUCUCUCUCAGGCAUUGCAUCAAACAGUUUCACUACCCUCUCACUCUCAGAGUCAGUGUCCUUAUGACUAUGCACCCUUCAACUUCAACUUCGAUUUGGAUGACCCAUCUCUACCCCCAUUCCUCGAAUCGCUCAAAAAGGUCGCCCAUUUGUCGCCGCAAGCAGAUGGUGUCGACUUUUCAGGAUUCCACGCAAAUAGAGAUUUGAUAUGUUCCGCUAUUUGGGCCUUGCGGGAAGAUUGGAAACCUGCAUUUCUCGCCUUCAAAUGGAAUUGCCAUGAUAAUGAUGAGAAAGUUUGCAACUUGAUGAUAUGGGUUUUGGGAACUCAUGGAAAGUUUUCCACUGCCUGGUCCAUCAUUCGAGAUAUGCAUCGUUCUUCUCUGUCCACCUAUCGGGCUAUGCUUAUUAUGAUUGAUAGAUAUGCAUAUGCAAAUAACUCAGCCAAGGCUAUUCAAACAUUCUACUUUAUGGACAAGUUCAGAUUGACUCCUGAUCAGGAAGCAUUCCAUGCACUUUUGAAUGCUCUUUGUAAAUAUGGAAACGUCGAAGAGGCUGAAGAGUUUAUGCUAGCAAAUAAGAAGCUCUUCCCACUAGAGAUUGAGGGCUUUAACAUUAUUCUCAAUGGAUGGUGUAAUAUAACAAAUGAUGUAUAUGAAGCUAAAAGAGUAUGGAGAGAAAUGUCGAAAUGCUGUAUAACACCAGAUGCUACUUCCUAUAGCCACAUGAUUUCCUGCUUUUCAAAGGCAGGGAAUCUUUUUGACUCUCUUAGACUCUAUGACCAGAUGAAAAAAAGGGGAUGGAUCCCCGGGAUAGAGAUUUAUAAUUCUUUAGUACAUGUUUUAACUCGUGAAAAUUGCUUGAAGGAAGCUCUCAAGACUAUAGAUAAGAUGAAAGAACAAGGUUUGCAGCCAGAUUCUGCCACCUUCAACUCCAUGAUACUCCCUCUUUGUGAAGCUGGUAAACUAGCAGAGGCAAGAAUAGUAUUAAACACAAUGAUAGAGGAGAAUAUCAGUCCAACCACUGAGACCUACCAUGCAUUUUUUGAGGUUACAGAUUAUCAAGGAACAUUGGAAUUUCUGAGCAGGAUGAAAGGUUCUGGUUUGGGUCCAAAUAAGGAUUCCUUUCUCAUAAUUCUGGUAAAAUUCUUAAAGUUGAAGCAACCUGUAAAUGCACUGAAAAUUUGGAUAGAAAUGAAGACAUAUGAUGUGGUGCCCAGUUGUAUGCAUUACAAAACAAUGGUUGAAGGGCUUGUAACAUGUAGGUGGUUCAUAAAGGCCAGGGAUUUUUAUGAGGAGAUGCUUUCAAAUGGAUGUUCAGAAGACCCAAAGCUUAACAAGAUCUUUCAAAAAGAAAUACUUGAUAGUGGUGGUGAAGGAAAACAUAAUGUUGUAAGGGCUAAUAGUGAUAAAACUGUGAGUAUUCUGAGAAAAGAUAAGAUGAAAUGGAAAAAUCAUUGAGACCAGUCAAGAAAGAAGACAUUCUCCAACUCGGAGCAGAGAAACAAGAGCACCCAAUAUUUAUCUUGCCAUUCUACAUUCUACUGUUGUAAAUACAAGCAUUCAGUGCUAGUACUGUUAAUUAUGGUGGAAUUUCUAGAGAAGUUCACUUUGUCAUAGUCUUGACAACCUGCUGUCAGUUUUGAUUUUCAAUACAGGAACAGAUGUACUGAAGACAUGGGAACAUAUUGUAGGAAUCCAUUGUUAUGGAUCUUUAAAUAAAUGCUUGAUGGUUUUGGUUGCUGCUGCAUGCUCCAGCCCUCAUACUCCCUUGUUUUGAUUGUUGUGGUUCGUAACCCAACAAAAUAUGAAGUUCAUAUUUUGGUUGGGUGUCUUCCUGGGAGUUCUCCAUUGAUGUUUUUCAGGGAGGAUAAAUUUAGACUUGAAGGUGCAGAAGACCAGAAGACUGGACCUGUGAAUUAGUGCUUCGUACUUGAUCCAUCCUAAGUUUUGCCGUGGUGAAGUUAUUAUAUAUAGGUGCUUGAUAUUUUUUAACCUUUUGUAUUUGUGUGUGUAGAAUGCUCUGUGUAUGUGUUUGUU
Gastrolobium bilobum is the source of this 2200-nucleotide messenger RNA. Its product is annotated as pentatricopeptide repeat-containing protein At1g80880, mitochondrial. The transcript is spliced from 3 exons. Gene Ontology annotation, molecular function: protein binding. Lineage: Eukaryota; Viridiplantae; Streptophyta; Magnoliopsida; Fabales; Fabaceae. Bases 44 to 1621 code for a protein of 525 amino acids. The record is from RefSeq and is a predicted model, not a curated record.